AAAACCAAAUGAAAUUUAUUCGUUUUACGUUCUCAUAUCAAGUCCGAAACGUAAUGGAUGUUGAACUUGAUGUACCACGACGUAGAAUGUAUCAAGAAGGAACGAUGCUUUCUUGGCAAAACUUAUCUAUAUAUGCGAUGGACCAGAAUCGACGCACCAUUAGCAAACAACUCAUCAACAACGUCCGAGGUGUGGUACGACCUGGCGAACUCACUGCGAUCUUAGGCGGCAGCGGUGCUGGAAAAAGCUCGCUGAUGACAGCCUUGGCAUUUCGCGCAGAAUCCGGCAUCGUGGUACACGGUGAUGUUCGCGCCAAUGGCGUAUCAACCGAUUUUUCAUAUAUGAGACGUCAUAGCGGAUUCAUGUAUCAGGAAGAUGUGUUUAUCGAGACUAUGACGGUGCUCGAGCACAUCUGGUUUAUGGCCAGAAUGAAAUUAGAUAGGAGAAUCCACUCCUCAGAUAUUCGUCUCAGGAUCGAUCGUUUGCUGAGAGACGUUGGUCUGAUUGACAGAUGCGACACUCGAAUCGGCGGCGGUGACGAUGGCAAGGUUUUAUCAGGUGGAGAAAAGAAAAGACUUGCUUUUGCCACUGAGCUAUUGACGGAUCCCGAAAUACUAUUCCUGGACGAGCCAACAACCGGACAGGACGCGCAUUCGGCUAGUGUCCUCGUGUCGCACAUGGUUUCUUUUGCAUUGCGGAACCGCACGGUUUUGUGCAUCAUACACCAACCGAGUUCCACUAUUUUCAAUAGCUUUCAUCGUAUUAUCUUUUUAGCCGGUGGUAGAGUGGCAUUUGCUGGUACCAGUAUGCAAGCAAUACAGUUUUUCUCCAGUCAAGGCUACGAGUGUCCAUGCAAUUAUAAUCCGGCCGAUUUCCUGAUGGCGACUUUAGCAAUCGCACCUAGUGACGCGGACGGUAGCGGAAAAAUUGCACAGAAGAUUUGCGACGCAUUUCUCAUGAGUGAAGCAUGCAACGAGAUCGAUGUUAUAUUGCAACAGGAAUUCGAUCCUGCUUGUUUGCAGCGUCAAGUAAGCAGAAUUGUUACGAAAACAAAUGUUAAUGGUUGUUUUAAAAAAAAAUCGCGUUGCUGGUUGCGGCUCUACUGGCUAAUCCAUCGUGGAUUUUUGCAAAUUCUGCGGAAUCCAUCAGUACAAUUAAUCAGGAUACUGCAAAAAGUGAGCAUCGCAACGAUUGCCGGUCUGUGUUUCGUAGGAGCUGUCCACCUUGAUCAAUUAGGCAUUCAGGCCGUGGACGGUGUUAUUUAUCUCCUAGUAUGUGAAAACGCAUUCUUCCCCAUGUACGCGACCUUAGCGUUGAUUCCGCAAGAAUUACCGCUUCUUCUUCGAGAGUACAAGGCGGGCAUGUAUUCCGUCCAUCUUUACUAUUUAGCGCGAAUUAUAUCGCUGAUACCUGGACUGUUGAUAGAACCGAUACUGUUCACCGUAAUAAUAUAUUGGUUGGCUGGUUUACGUCCCGCGAUGGAUGCUCUUGGUCUGACCAUCUUGGUAGUUAUAUUUACGAUAAACGUGUCUACCGCUUGCGGAUGUUUUUUCUCCGCUGUCUACCAGAGUGUGCCGCUGGCAAUGGCAUACCUGGUGCCCUUCGAUUACAUUCUUAUGAUAACCAUGGGGCCUUUCAUCAAGCUUAGCUCACUACCCGUAUACGUACAACAAUGGAUAAGAUACUUCUCAUGGCUGUUACACUCCACGGAAGAUCUCACCAUUAUCCAAUGGAAAGGCGUACAUAAUAUAUCCUGUGAAACAACCGAGCUACCUUGCUUCACCGAAGGCACCGAGGUGUUGGAUCGCUACGACUUCGACGAAGGCAAUUUCUGGCCUAACAUUAUCCUCAUGGCUGCUAUUUACGCCGUCUUCCAUUUACUGGCAUAUGUCUUUCUGUUGAGACGAUGUAGAUCGAAAUAAACGGAUUUUAGUACUAC
Molecule: messenger RNA, 1939 nt
Organism: Cyphomyrmex costatus
Lineage: Eukaryota; Metazoa; Arthropoda; Insecta; Hymenoptera; Formicidae
Product: protein scarlet
Exons: 13
Coding region: 9-1922 (637 amino acids)
Biological process (GO): transmembrane transport
Cellular component (GO): plasma membrane; cytoplasmic vesicle membrane
Molecular function (GO): ATP hydrolysis activity; ATP binding; ABC-type transporter activity
Source: RefSeq, a predicted model, not a curated record